UUUGGUUGUAUAUUGUUUAUGGUGCGGAUGAUUGUGAAAACCUUAAUGGAUGGGAUAAAGAUAACAAGACUUCGAAUAUUGAGUUUAUUGAGGCAAAUUUUUGUUAGUUUAGUAAAGAUAAAAUCGUUAAUUUAAGGAUAUGGUAAACACUUUAAAAGAAAGAAAACAAGAUUUUGGAUUUAUGACACGUAAAUAUAAUUGGCAUGAGAUUACAGGGAAUACUAGAAAAUAUAACGAUACUCCGCUUAUUUACUUCCAUUUGGAUGGGCAAAACAAUUUUGAAGAUUAUAAUGAAUAUGGUUAUCCUUUUGGUGGUUGGGAAAAGCCUAAAAUGAAGGGAUACGAAAAUAAAAUAAAUUGUGAAAUAAAUGUAACUGCUAAUAUAUUUUCUGAUACAAAAUGA
Molecule: messenger RNA, 403 nt
Organism: Meloidogyne enterolobii
Lineage: Eukaryota; Metazoa; Nematoda; Chromadorea; Rhabditida; Meloidogynidae
Source: the annotation of a GenBank genome assembly